Molecule: messenger RNA, 439 nt
Organism: Tinamus guttatus (white-throated tinamou)
Lineage: Eukaryota; Metazoa; Chordata; Aves; Tinamiformes; Tinamidae
Gene: MGST3
Product: microsomal glutathione S-transferase 3
Cellular component (GO): nuclear envelope; membrane; endoplasmic reticulum
Molecular function (GO): glutathione peroxidase activity; glutathione transferase activity
Source: RefSeq, a predicted model, not a curated record
UGCCAAGAUGGUUGUUCUCUCCAAGGAGUAUGGCUACGUCAUCCUGACAGGGGCUGCCAGCUUCUUUGUGGUGGGGCAUCUCGCCAUGAACGUGGGGAAGGCCCGCAAGAAGUACAAGGUGGAGUAUCCAACCAUGUAUAGCACAGACCCUGAGCAUGGGCAUAUAUUCAACUGCAUCCAGCGUGCGCACCAAAACACGUUGGAAAUUUACCCAUCCUUCCUGUUCUUCUUAGCCACCAGUGGAAUCUACCACCCGCGGCUUGCGACAGGGUUUGGCAUUGCCUGGAUCCUUGGGAGAAUCCUCUAUGCCUAUGGCUACUACACCGGAGAUCCUAAAAAAAGAAUGAGAGGGGCUUUCGGUUCAGCUGCACUCGUUGGACUGGUGGGAACAGGGAUUCAUUCAGCUUUACUGCACCUUGGCUGGAUCUGCCAGCACUAA